Meyerozyma guilliermondii ATCC 6260 is the source of this 1014-nucleotide messenger RNA. It is a transcript of the gene HYM1, whose product is annotated as Hym1p. The coding region runs from base 1 to 1014 and encodes 337 amino acids. Gene Ontology annotation, molecular function: protein serine/threonine kinase activator activity. The record is from RefSeq and is a predicted model, not a curated record. NCBI's taxonomy places the organism in Eukaryota, Fungi, Ascomycota, Pichiomycetes, Serinales, Debaryomycetaceae. Gene Ontology annotation, biological process: intracellular signal transduction. The transcript has a single exon.
AUGGCGUUUCUUUUCAAAAGAAACCCAAAAACGCCACAAGAGCUCGUCCGAGCCCUCACCGAGCAGUCUUCCAAGUUGUCGUCAUCGCUGGACAACUAUAAAAGAUACCAGGAUGAAUGUGGCCGCUAUUUGAAACAGAUCAAAGUAGUCAUUUAUGGUGACGAUGAAAAUGAACCACAACCCGAACUGGUUGCUGCGUUGUCACGAGAGAUCCUCAAUUCUGACUGCCUUUAUUACCUUGUUUACAAACUCAAGCACUUGGACUUCGAUUCCCGAAAGGAUGUUGUAGCGUUGUUUCUGACCCUUUUGCGACGACAGGUGGGAAGUUCCGUGCCGGCUGUGGGGUACUUGGUCAAUACAAAACCAGAGAUCCUCGUGUUGCUCCUAAAGGGUCCCGAAAACGACGAAGUGGCUCUUGCGUGUGGGCAAAUUCUUCGUGAGUGUAUCAAGUACGAAGACGUCAAUAAGUAUAUCAUUGACCAUCCAUUUCUUUGGAAUUACUUUCGUUAUAUGCAAAGUCCAGUGUUCGAGAUAGCCACGGACUCCUACACGACAUUUCAUGAUAUACUCACCACUCACAAGAAAAUAGUGUCUGACUUUCUUGCCAACAAUUACGACCGUUUCACAACCAACAUUAACACAUUGAUUCAGUGUGAUAACUACGUAACGAAAAGGCAAAGCGUACGGCUAUUGGCGGAGUUGGUUUUACAACGGCAGAACCAAUAUUUCCUUAACAAGUAUUUUGACGACACAAAUAACCUCAAGUUGGUGAUGCUACUCUUGAGCGAUAAACUGAAAAAUCUCAGAAUCGAAGGAUUUCAUAUCUUCAAAUUCUUCGUUGCCAAACCAAAGAAGUCGCAAAAGAUCCAGGAUAUUCUCAUACGAAAUCGUGGCAACUUUCUUGCCUUCUUCGAGAGUUUUGAUUUCAGUAGUUUCAAUGAUCGAAACUUAAUCGAAGAAAGGGACUACAUAAUCGGUGAGAUUGAAAAGUUGCCGGCUAUCGAGCGAAAGUAA